AUGCGUAACUUUGGUAACUCACUCAACCCCCUCAAUCAUAUUCCAGGCAUGAUCAAGAACUUCGGUCGUAAUGCCCCGGAAGCUCCGCCGCCCGUUGCCAGGCCGCUUUCCCCGGCAGCAAUUGAACGCCUACGAAUCAACACGCCCAAUGAGAACGCGAGCGGGACAGCAAGUCCUGCGACCUUGCUUCCCCAUAUUGACCCUCCCAUCCAGAGGUUCGUUGAGACACAAGAUGCCCGCGAUCUUCGGAUUGGCGAUGUCGCUGUUCUACUGGAGGACUACAAGCGGCUUGCUGCAGCCCUUAAAGCAGGCGCAGUGUCUCGUUGA
Messenger RNA from Penicillium chermesinum, 327 nucleotides. RefSeq names its product Vacuolar sorting protein 9 subgroup. The record is from RefSeq and is a predicted model, not a curated record. The transcript has a single exon. Bases 1 to 327 code for a protein of 108 amino acids. NCBI's taxonomy places the organism in Eukaryota, Fungi, Ascomycota, Eurotiomycetes, Eurotiales, Aspergillaceae.